Sphenostylis stenocarpa is the source of this 603-nucleotide messenger RNA. NCBI's taxonomy places the organism in Eukaryota, Viridiplantae, Streptophyta, Magnoliopsida, Fabales, Fabaceae. The record is from the annotation of a GenBank genome assembly.
AUGGCCUACAAUAUUGACAAUGACGACACCAAGUACUCCACUUGCCUAUCAGAUAUUGAUGAAUGGCUGGAACAUGCUAAUAAGUUCUGCAGAUCGUCAAACCAUCAUACAGAAUCUGUUCAUUCGGAGCAAAAUGGAAGCAAGGAAGAAGAAGACUCGAGACUCUCAGCAAUGUGUAACAGCUACCUUGUGGCUCCAGAACAUCGUGAACUUCACAACAUAACAAUACCCUGUGUUAGAGAAGAGAGUCCUGUUUCCAAGGGACAGACCUGCCUUACCUGCACACACAGAACCGCCAAGUGUAGAGGCUAUGAACGCACAAGACUAUUGGGACCAUAUGAUGAAUUUUUCGAUGAUGUCAGGAGGAGGAAACAGGAAGCAGAAAGAGAUGCUCAUAAGACCAAGCAUAAUGAUCUGGAGAGGAAACAAUUUAAGGCCUCAGUGAGGACUCAAAAGAAAAUAUGCCUAGUGAGGGAAAAGGCAGAGAAGCAAAAGAUGAACUUGAGACGAUCAACAAUGAAAAAAUUUCAACAGAUGCAAACAUCUGAGACUCACUCCCCUUCAGAAAUUUCUUGGGGUUCACACAUUCCAUUACGACGUUAA